GCAUGAGGAAAAGGCACCCGACUAUUCACACAUGACAGUCGAGCUUGACAGAAUGCCAGUGUCACUGUCAGUGAGCAGAAAACUUUAGUGAAUUGAAAGUACAUUUUGACAGAGUUCUGCUCACAAUUCUAGCUACGUUUUUCGAGCAUGGAUGGUGCAAUGUCUCUGCAAAAUGCUGAUAAUGUCAUCUUGCCAGCAGAAAUAAGUUUUCAGUACACAUCAACACAUGUAGCUGGACCCGGUCUGAACAGACACCCAAAUGAAAUCAUGUACGAGGGUUGCGAUUGCGGCAUGGCAUCCUGCAACCCACAAUGCCCGUGCAUCCUUCGAUAUGGCGCCAACUAUGACAACGCUGGACACUUCCUCAAGGGUCCCAGUAUCGCAGACUCGCAGCCGGUGUUCGAGUGCAACGCGAGCUGUAAAUGUGGCCCGGAAUGCGUCAACAGGGUGGUACAAAAUGGCCCGCAAUUCCCCCUCGAGGUCUUCGCAACGAGAAGGAAAGGGUACGGGUUGAGGUCAUCGGUACCUGUUCCCAAGGACAGAUUUGUGUGCGAGUACGCGGGAGAGGUUUUGACGCUUGAAGAGGUGAAGAAAAGAACGCGCGAAAUGAAACUGCAUGAUUUGAACUACAUUAUGGUAGUCAGGGAGUCGUUAGCCAAUGGCAAUGUGAUUACAACUCCGAUUGACCUGACGCACAUUGGCAACGUCGGUCGGUUUAUCAACCAUUCGUGCCAACCCAAUCUCUAUCUUAUCACUGUCCGAGUCGACAAUGAUAUACCCAGAGUGGCCAUGUUUGCAGGGAGGAAUAUCGAUGCCGGGGAGGAAUUGGCAUACAGCUAUUGGGGAGACCACACGCCUCAGCAAGCCGCUGCAAGUGAUGAUAAAGGUCGAAGGUCAAAGUGCUUCUGCGAGAGCAAAACUUGUCAAGGAUUGCUACCGUGCAGUGAAGAUUUGUAUGAACCUGGGACAUAACGCCAAAUCUACGCCAAACAUAUUCCUGCAAAUUUGGAAUGAUUGGUAUUAAAACUCCACUUUUUUUACACAGUGUUGACAACUGGGAACAAUAUGUUUCACAAAAAAAAAAUCACAUUUCUUUUAUUUUUAUUACAAUCGCAUUUGCUCUGCAAUCUUCUACAUUCUCUGUAUUAAUAACAACGGACUUGCAAAAUAGAAUUUAUCAACACUGAAAAAUUACAAAAAAAAGUUUACAGACUGUGCAUGUUUAAAUUGUGCAUUUAAGGUAUAUUCUGUGGGCAUUUGCACAGGAGAAUUAAUAACUAAUAGGCCGCUCUGCGCCUUGACGAUUUGUCGGACAUGCUUGGACAAAGGUCCGAAUGCUUGACAUGUAGUCACUGAAGACUUGCACAUGAACUUGUCCACAUGCGCAGGGCUUAAUUGAUCGGUGUAUCAAAAUUCAUUUCAAUAUGUCCAAUACUACGGUGAUAACAGUUUUUAACCAAUGGUUUGCAGAUAGUGUACUUUUGUCAUGGACAUCAAACUUUCUACUAAUAGUAAAACAACAAAGUUGAGCCUAUUUUAAAUUUGCAUAACAAAAGAUUUUGUUCCCAAGCUAAGUAGGUGCAUAUAUUAUCAGCUUAGUAUCUCAAAAUCAAAUUUAAUAUAAUUUAUGUAUAAAUCAAAUAUAUUUACACUUUGUGAACUUGUUUAAAAACUAUGCUGAAUGUAAUACUUUGAUGGGGAUUUUCUUUUUUGACUGGUUUAUUUUACUCUCUGCUUUUUUUGGUCAGCGUUUUA
This is a messenger RNA of Patiria miniata (bat star), 1755 nucleotides long. RefSeq names its product histone-lysine N-methyltransferase SETMAR-like. Bases 148 to 972 code for a protein of 274 amino acids. The record is from RefSeq and is a predicted model, not a curated record. The transcript is spliced from 2 exons. Gene Ontology annotation, molecular function: zinc ion binding; protein binding; histone H3K9 methyltransferase activity. Gene Ontology annotation, cellular component: nucleus. NCBI's taxonomy places the organism in Eukaryota, Metazoa, Echinodermata, Asteroidea, Valvatida, Asterinidae.